UGUACUCCGUACUCGACAACAGUGGAAAAAUCCGAAUUUGUGUGGGAUCAGCUGAUUAGCGUUCGUUAUUUCUUUCAGCAUAUUUCCACAGAUGUGACAAAUGACGAUGACAAUUAACAAAUAUGAAAUGUCAUGGGUGUGCACAUUUUGCUAUCUGGGCAGUCAAGGCACAACUUACAACUCGCACGGAGACUUCGUUAUUUGCAUUUGAGACAAAUGAAUGACAAGGAACCCCGUAGAAAACUACGAUGAGACUGGAAGCGCUGCCGAACGAAAUUUUGUUUCGAGUAUUUUCAUUUCUCGAUGCCGCCUUCAUCGUCGAUGUGCUCAGCAAAGUUUGCACGACUUUUGAGGCUGUGAUAAAUGAUCAUACAUUCUGGAAAGGCAAGCUUUUUCAACAAUGGCCAAAGACAUAUCCUGUUGUACCAGUGAAUGACUCGUUUGAUUGGAAAAGGGCCUGCUUUGACCGAGAAGAACAUUACAAGGUGUGGACAUCAUGGGGACGAAACGUGACACCGAUUUAUUUUGAGUCUCCCCACAUCGGUUUUGUCAAUGUCGUUCAACUUCUGAACAAUGGCUCACUUUGUGCAUCUGGUUCGAGAGACAAAGACAUUAAACUUUGGAAUAUUAAAGCAGACAGAAAUGGUGACGUAUUGGAUUCAAGUCAGAGACUCGUGCAUGCUCUACCGGAUGCACAUGGGGGAUGGGUAUGGUGCAUGUGUGCACAUGACAACACACUGUACAGUGGUGGAUGGGACAGCGCAGUGAAGAUGUGGGAUCUGGAUCAUGGUCUUGCCCAGAUUAAUUCGUUAAGAGUCAAGACCGCCGUGCUAUGCCUGUGUAACGUCGGAAACCUGUUGUCCUUCGGCACCUAUGGAGGAUCCAUAUAUUGCCACGACAAGCGCGAACCUGCGGGCAACCUUAGGCGCCUUCUCGGAGCCAAGUCAUCGAUCACCUGCAUGGCAAUGGAUGACAGGGCACUGAUCGCAGGAUGCCAGGGCGGCCACUUAGCUGUGGUCGAUCUACGGACGUGGAAAAUGAGGGAGAACUUUUCUGAGUUUGACGGAUAUCCUUCUGCAGUUUCUUACGACAUGGAGCAGCUUUGGGUCGGAACUCGAUGCGGUUCUGUAUACAUAGUUGACGCCACGGGUGACAAGCUUAAAAGUGUUCAGAGCUUUUCAUUAGCCAAGCAAGCAAGCGUUGUGUCCGGAAUCCACCAUUCUCUGGGCAGUGUCCUUGUAUCCAUCUUGGAGUCUCCGAUGUAUGUUCUGGAACCAACGUUGGAUGCUGAAGUGAUCUCUCUUGGAGCUCCGAAGGAUAAUGUGGACAGGUUUCAGGUACACGGAACCACCUUAGUGACGGCAGGACGUUCCACAAUUAAAGUGUGGCACCCACAAUAAAUUGAAACAGCUGUGCCUCUUUUUAAGGCUCCUAACUUUACAGUGGCUUUUGGUUCAGUGCAUGGGUUUGUGCGAAUGAUGGACUAUAAUUUUUAAUUUUAAAUAUAGGCUUUUGCUGUUGUAACGUUUAUUGAGCACUUAUUUAUUUUUACACUAAUAAUUUAUUUUGUCUACAUGUUUUUAGUAUCCAUAUGCAUGUUUGCGUAUUGCUGUGCAUCAGAAUGCUAGAACAACAAAUCUACUCACAUAUUUUUGUGGAUUUUUAUGCAAAGGUUUGUUAAAUAAACCGGUUUUCCUAAUGA
Ornithodoros turicata is the source of this 1702-nucleotide messenger RNA. RefSeq names its product F-box/WD repeat-containing protein 9-like. The coding region runs from base 249 to 1400 and encodes 383 amino acids. Lineage: Eukaryota; Metazoa; Arthropoda; Arachnida; Ixodida; Argasidae. The record is from RefSeq and is a predicted model, not a curated record. Gene Ontology annotation, molecular function: protein binding. The transcript has 9 exons.